CGCCCCGCCCCCGCCCUUAACCCCUCUCCCUUUGUUUUCCUACGGCGGCUACGUUGAAAAGGACUGGCCACCAAAUGCGCGUACCGCAAAUCCUGUUUCAUGUUGAUGUUCUGGAGCAAACGGACGGUGCUCACUAGACGUCUGCUGAAGGCCAAGGUCCGUGGGGAGCAUGAAACCGAGUGUGAAGCUCAAGAGGAUUCAUCGUCACGUACGUUUCAUCGCACGAGCAGCAGCAACACGAGCGGCGGCGCCGCCGCUGCCGGUUACGACAACAACAACACGGCCAGUAACAACACAGCGACGACGACGACGACGGGCCGACAAGUGAGCAGGGUGAGCGGAGCGGCGGAAGGUGGAGAAGCGGUGGUGUACGCGAGUCGCAACACGAGUCGGUUACAGCAGGGCUGCUGCGGCGGCGGCCACGUGAGCCAGGAUGACGACGAGCAACAGCAGCAACGGCAACGCGACUCUGGCCGUUUGUUGAGGUGCAAGGAGCUCCUCAAGACGCUUAAGGAGAAUCAACUGGAGAUGCUGCUCACCGCCGUCGAGAGCUCCGGCGCCGACCUCGGCUCGUGCGUCCUCGUGCCGCGUCAGAAGCGAUCAGCUGACGAUUAUCCCAUGUACGAUCAGCAGCACGAGCAAUACCACAGCAGACCGCAUCGUCAUCACGGUCGUCACUUCCAUCAGCAUCGCUAUCGUCGCUAUCGGCACCGCUCCAGCAGGCACCAUCGCUCAUCCUCGGUCGAGGACGAGCAGGAGAGUUACUGCUCCGCGUCGGAGGACUCGUUGUCCGCGUCACCGAUGAGAUUGGAUAGGUGUUGCGUCGGCGGGAAGGCGAGUAACGGCGACAGCGGCGUCGUCGUGCCAGUGAGAGGAUCGACCGAGGGAAGCAGCGGCGCGCCGAGCGAUCCGCAUCUUCUCUGCUGCCAGAUCUGGCGGUGGCCGGAUCUCGAGCACUCCUCGGAGCUCAAGAGACUACCUAUCUGUCAUUCCGCUAAAGAUCCCGUCUACAUAUGCUGCAACCCUUACCAUUGGAGCCGGCUCUGCAAACUCGAGUCGCCGCCACCCCCAUAUUGCCUUAUCGCCGACAGACUGAGACCCGAAGAUCGGGCGCCCAGCGAAGGGGAUCAACGACGGUGCAAAAACAGCACGCCCCUGCCACUUCCCGGCUCGCUUACCACCAACGGAGAAGGUGAGACGGGGCAAAGAGAAUGGUGCACCCUGGCGUACUGGGAAUUGGGUGGUCGAGUAGGUCGUCUGUAUCCCGUGGAGCCGUCGACGGUGAACGUCUUCGAUUCACUCCACGACGGCGACGGCCUCUGCCUGGCGACACUGACCGAAAAUCACAAUGCACCGCCCGCGGUCCAGCGUACACGCAGCAAAAUCGGCCUCGGACUAACGCUCAGCCAGGAAGCGGACGGUGUAUGGGCAUACAAUCGAUCAAAGAGUCCAAUCUUCGUGCACUCACCCACUUUGGACGAACCGGAAUCGAGGACUCUGUUGGUCUACCGGGUGUCGCCGGGUUUCUGUCUCAACAUCUUCGAUCGCGCCAAGAUCCUGCAGCUUCCAUACAACAGCGGUAGCAGCAGCGGCGGUCAGACCGCCGGAUUUGCUGCUUCUGGCCCCGUCGACAUUAAUUCCGUCCGCAUCAGCUUUGUCAAGGGCUGGGGACCCAAGUACUCGCGACAGGAAGUUACCUCUUGUCCAUGCUGGCUCGAGGUGCUCUUGGCGCCGUGUAGGUGAUCGUUCCCCAAGCUAGCCGGGCUGAAAGGAUAUCGUCAAGUCUCAUCCCUAACUCGCGUCUCUUCUUCCUCCUCGUUGUCGUCGUCGUUGUUGUUGUUGUUGUGCUCGGGGAGGAUCGCUGAUAAUGAUGUGACAGUGGCCUUUAGCUCCGUCCUAACGAGAGCUUGUGUUAAUAAUGACUAAAUAAAACGAAAAAAAUGUGCCGGGGGCGACGUGCCAGCGGCAUGUGCCGGGGUCGCCCCAACAACCCCAGCAGUCUUACCAAAGUACACACCGUAAAAGUAAUACGUCUAGAAACAACGUCGCGUUCCAUUUCGACAAUAGAACGAGAGAUAGAAACGAAGAUCGGAGAUCGCUUGCCGAGCGUGUUUAUUGAGCGGAGGAACUUACAUGACGAGUGGUACAUAGGAUCAUUUUUAUAAAGAAUGCGUUUGAUUCGAUUUUAGUUUCUUUUAUCCUCUCGAUUGUUUAGGUCCAUUGAUAUUAUUCUUGAGACUCAUGUGAGAAUUUUCGACAAGGGAAAUGGAGAGUCGGGCUUCCGGUAGAUCUAGUCACUUGCGUUUAUGGUCUGCAUGCGCCGACUCGCGAAAUCGCGCGCGUAGAUUCUGUAUUCGUGGCAGGGAAAAUUCUCAGUUUUAUAAAGAUGAAACAUGAAGCAAAGAAUAAUAUCGAUGAAACAAAGAGGUAUGUAAAUAAAAUGUAUUUUACGAUUGCUCCGUUUUUUUUUUUUUUUUUUUUCCAGUGAUUAUUCAAAAAUAAAUUUUUUGUAUAGUAGCUUUUAUUUUAUCAAACAUUUGAUAAAAUUUAUUAAAAUAAUGCAAUAUAUAUAUAACAUGUAAAGUAAUUAAAUAUUUAGUUGCUUCUAAAUAAUUUUUUAUAAAUUAUUAGGAGAAAAUUAUUCUCUUUUUAUUGUAAAUUUAAGUUUCGCAAACUCGUUAUAUCUCCUAGAACUUAUAUUACUGAAAACAAAAAUAAAUUAAUAUAUUUGUUAUUUAUUUGUAUAAUUAUGAGACUAAUAACUAAAACUAUAAAAAGUGAUUAUGCGUUUAACAUGCAUUUAAAUUAGUUCUUAUAAAAAUUAAAUCUUUUC
This is a messenger RNA of Cataglyphis hispanica, 2833 nucleotides long. It is a transcript of the gene Dad, whose product is annotated as mothers against decapentaplegic homolog 6. The coding region runs from base 100 to 1743 and encodes 547 amino acids. The record is from RefSeq and is a predicted model, not a curated record. Gene Ontology annotation, biological process: anatomical structure morphogenesis; BMP signaling pathway; regulation of transcription by RNA polymerase II. Gene Ontology annotation, molecular function: I-SMAD binding; transcription regulator inhibitor activity. NCBI's taxonomy places the organism in Eukaryota, Metazoa, Arthropoda, Insecta, Hymenoptera, Formicidae. The transcript is spliced from 5 exons. Gene Ontology annotation, cellular component: heteromeric SMAD protein complex.